Messenger RNA from Rattus rattus (black rat), 4558 nucleotides. RefSeq names its product RAB43, member RAS oncogene family (gene Rab43). Gene Ontology annotation, biological process: protein secretion; regulation of exocytosis. The record is from RefSeq and is a predicted model, not a curated record. Gene Ontology annotation, molecular function: GTPase activity; GTP binding. The transcript is spliced from 3 exons. Lineage: Eukaryota; Metazoa; Chordata; Mammalia; Rodentia; Muridae. The coding region runs from base 262 to 894 and encodes 210 amino acids.
CUGAUGUAGCCCUGGGCCGGCGCGGCACCGACGGCUGGCAGAAAGCUCUGCGGAGGGCCGGGCCGUGCGCUCCCAGGCGGAGCCGAGUCCGCGGGGCUCCGGAGCGGGGCGGGGCCGUCGAUCGGUCCGCCGCGCAGCUCGUUCAGGUGCUGCGGCCGCUCCACGUAGCCCGGCGCGGAGCCGGCUAGAACACACGGACCUCGGCCGGCGGCUGUCGUAAGCCCAAGCCGGGCCCUUGGGUCCCAGGACUCCCGUGGAGCUAUGGCGGGCCCUGGCCCGGGAGACCAGGACGAACACUACGAUUUCCUGUUCAAGCUGGUGUUAGUGGGCGACGCGAGCGUGGGCAAGACGUGCGUGGUGCAGCGCUUCAAGACCGGCGCCUUCUCCGCGCGUCAGGGCAGCACCAUCGGUGUCGACUUCACCAUGAAGACGCUGGAGAUCCAGGGCAAGCGGGUCAAGCUCCAGAUUUGGGACACAGCCGGCCAGGAGCGGUUCCGGACCAUCACCCAGAGCUACUACCGAAGUGCCAAUGGGGCCAUCCUCGCGUACGACAUCAGCAAGAGGAGCACCUUCUUGUCGGUGCCUCACUGGAUCGAGGAUGUGAGGAAGUACGCGGGCUCCAACAUCGUGCAGUUGCUGAUCGGGAACAAGUCAGACCUUGCUGAUCUCCGGGAGGUCCCGCUGGCGGAGGCGCAGAGCCUGGCUGAGCACUAUGACAUCCUCUGUGCCAUCGAGACCUCUGCCAAGGACUCCAGCAAUGUGGAGGAGGCCUUCACCAGAGUGGCCACUGAACUCAUCAUGAGGCACGGAGGCCCCAUGUUCAGUGAGAAGAACACUGACCACAUUCAGCUGGACAGCAAGGACAUUGCGGAGAGCUGGGGCUGUGGGUGCUGACUGGGGGGGCAGGGCAGGCCGGCUAAGACCUCCCCUCCUCCUUUGUCUGCAGCCUGUCAAGCCCCACCCUUCAGAGUCAGCCCUCCAGGGCACUGGCUUCUCUAGAGGGAUUCUGCACCCCUAGCCUGGAUGCUGGGUAGGAAGGGAAAUGCAGGGAGGGUAUCCUGUGCAGAAGGCUAUUGGCCCAGGGCCGAAUGUGGACCAUCCCACCAGCCAGCAUCUGCUGCCUCCGUGUUUGUCACAUUCCAGGGCUAGCCUGAGCCUUCCAGCAGACUGUGGUGGGAAAUGGGCUGGCUGCGGGGCCCAGCCCCCACGUGCUGGUUUUGACCUUCUCCUGCCUUGACUGCUGCAGGCCUGCCGCAGGUUGCUGCUCUCCAGGGAUGUGGCUGGUACCCCAGGUUCUUUCUUCCAGGUCAUCCUCCUGCCUCUUACCAAAGCAUAAAAAGCACAUCAAUUAGACCAACAGACUGGUGCCGAGCCUUGUCCCGGGGAAGCCUGAGGCGCCUCUGUCCUCACUGCCAGCUUGGAGCUCUUGGCUCCCUGGGCCUGACUCGUUGCCUUACCAAGACCUCUCAGAGGUUUCUGCUUUCCUGUGUAGCAUCUCAUUUUCACCGACCCAAUUGUAGGGUCAUGGCCAAGGGCCAACUGGGAACUGUCCGUGGGCUUAAGGCCCAAAAUGUUGCCAUUCAGGUUGCAAAAGCAGCUAAUCUUUCAGUGUGGUUGAGGGGUGAGAUAGGAAAGUGAAGAUUUAAGGAAAAGGAGCGGCUCGCAAGGGGCAGCUCGUGGGUAGAGCACGUGCCAGGCCCGGAGUUCAGUCCUCAGCACCAAAACCACACAACAGCAGCCUCUGCUGUGUCCCUGAGGUUGAGGGCCCUGUGGGCACCAGCCUUGCCCCAUGUGGAGAAGCUGUCUCUGCCACUGUCCAGAGCUUUUAGUUCCCUGUGGUCCUGGUCUGGGUUACAGUUUCAAAGCAAAAAAGAUGAGUGCCCACUGGCCUGAGACCCGGCCAUCUUGGACCUCACUGGUUCUCUGCCUGCCUUAUCGGGUGCUUCCUGCUGGGCUCAGGAGGAGUUGUUCCCUGCGUCUCCCUUCCCACUGGCAUCCUACCCUUGCCUCCCACCUCAAGUAUUCUGGCCUGUCAGCACCUUCCUUAGAGAGAUCUGGCUACAGGGCUAGGAGCAGGGCUUUGCAACAGCUACAUUGCAACCCAGGGAGAUGGAGCUGGGGUAACUAGAUAGACGGGCAAUACUCCUGGGCCCUUUUGAGGUAGGAGGCAGCCUGUGGAUGAGCCUGGCUCUGAUAGCAUAGAAGGUGGCCUGCGUGAGCCAGGGCCUGCUCUGAGUGCUCAGGUGGGGCUCACUGUGGCUGUACUAGGUUGGGGCUGCAUGGCUUCAAGGGCUGGAGGCCAUGAAGCCCAUAAGUCAUGAUCCUUUUGAUGGGAGGCAAUAACCUUUUCACAGAGGUCACCUAUCAGAAAACAGCUGACUGAGUGCCUUUCCUGGGCUUGAUGCAGUUGAGAGGGUCCUACUUGCUGGUUUCAUUGGCGUAAACUCCUCCUGGGGAGAGCUGGUUCCUUCCCUGACCCCUGCACUGCAGAGCCUGGCCCACCCAUGGGUGGAGAAUGCCCUACACUGAGAGGGCUCUUUGCACUGCACAUGGUCUUCGGAGCCGUGUGGCAUCUGUGUUCUGUGAGUAGAACCUGUGGGGUUGAUGUUUCCAGAGCCGAUAAGGAAGGCAGCCCUGGCUUCUUACAGCCCUGCUCUUUUGCUGGGUGGUGAGGAGUUUGCCAGGCAUUUGGUCCAUGUCUGGUGUUCAAAUGGAAGUCCCAUUUUUAGGAUGUGUCUGUCUGUCUGAGUAUAGACGGACCCUGCCAUAGCUACCCACUACUACCCAGCAAGCCUUGCUCUUUACCAGUGCUGAGCCUAGCAGGACACUAGGGUUCUUCUGUACUUAGGGCUAGAGGAGGGAGGCCAGAGGCCUUUUGCUCUAAACAGAGCUCUACCCAGAAUUCACAAGACGGCAACCGAUAGUGAUGGGGCUCACUUGCCCCACCCCCACCCCCCUGGGCCAUGAGCCUACUUCCCAGCCUCCAAGGCCUGGAGGCCAUGAAGCCCAUAAGGCGAUGUGUCUUAACUCAUGAGUCAUGACCUCUUUAGGGGGUUCAGAUGACCUUAUCACAGGGGUCACCUAUCAGAAAACACAAACUUACAUUAUGAUUCAUAACUAGCAAAUUACAGUUAAGUAGGUACGAAAAUCAUCUUAUGGUUGGGGGUCACCACACCACGAGGACUGUAUGAAGUGGGGGCACUAGGGAAGUUGAGGAGGAGGCUGUAGGCCUACCCUGGAAUGGAACGAAAUUCAGCAAGCCCUGCUUGGCCAGGGAGGCUUCUUCGCCCGUGGCCCCUUGGCUCACCUGGAGACCAGGAAGAUUCUUUCUCCAUUCACAGGAAGUGAACCUUACUUCCCUUUUACAGUCGCUGGGUGCAGAGUGUGGAGGAGGCCCUGCCCUGUACCCUUACGUAGGAGCGGCCUGCUCUAAGAGUUUAGCCCAAACAGCAGUCUCCUUGAGCCCUGCACUCCCCCACCCCUGCCCUGUAACCACCCUGUUGUCUCACAUUCCGGGUUCCAGUUCCACUGCCAGGUGCAGGUCUGGAAGGCCAGGCCCAGGGCCCUCAGCCACUGGAUGACCAUGGCCUCCACAACCUGCCCACCUCUCUGCUCACUGUCACGUCUGGGGCUAACGUGACCCCCCUCUCCCAGAUCUCUCAGCCAACCUGCCUUCUUACAGCACAGAAUCCCACACGUGACCCAAAGCACCAUCUUUGAGGGGCUGUAUAGCCCCUCCCCAGCUACAGGCCUUACGCCCAGUAUCCUGGCAAGGAUCAGUUCCUCCCUUGACCCCUGAUUCUGUGGCCUGGGAGGGCCCUGAGUUCUGGACUGAAGCUGGUUUCUAUGGAGAAGCUGCAGCCGUCCCUUCUUACGGUAGUGCCAAGCCUCUGGCCCUCUGCUGAGGCACCUGCCCCACCAAAGUGCUCAGAGAGACCUUUGGGCCUUUGUCAGAAGGUGCCCAGGGCUUGAGGACCAGAAAAUAAGCAAGAAACAAAGCCAGCUGCUUCCCAUCCCCUGGGCAGGCUUGGCUGGCUGCCAGCAGCAGCCCAGGGCCUCUGGGGCAACGGCAACAGGAGUUUAAUCUCUUCCCUUUGAACAGUUACUGAACAGCAGGCGCGGUGGAGGUUGAUGCUGUUGGUGAGGAAGUUCCCACAGAAGAGCUGGUAGGGCCAGGGGGCACAGCGGUUGUAGAGGUCUUGCCCACUAAAGGUACUAGAGGAGGGGCUUCAUGUCUCUUUGGGUGGAAGUCUGUUCCCAAGGACACAGACCCCAGCUGGAGGGGAUCUACUGGAAGCCCCUGGUUCACACUGAAUAGAUUAUCCUACCCCAGGAUACUGCCAGCAGUGGGCCUCUAGCCAAACUCACCCCUGCAGGGCCUGGGCAGGGGCAGAAUUGCCAGCCCAAGGAUGCCAUGCACAUUGGGGAAAUUUUCACAUUACCUAUUUAUGAAUAUGUAAGUCUUUCUAUAAAAUCUAUUUUUGGAACAUGAAAAGUUGCCUUUCUGGAUAUGUCAGAGCCAGUGUACAAUUCAACCAUUAAACAUUUCUGUACUGAC